CGCUUUGACUGGCUGUAAGACGCAAGAUGUUAGACUUGACCACCAUUUUCUCUCUGACCGCAAUCUUUCUCCUCACUUAUCUGUGGCUGAGACGACCUAAACUCAACCUUCCACCAUGUCCCACCCGCCCCUUACCUUUCCUCGGAAAUUUACUCGCACUGGAGGAGAACCCAAGGUCACAGUUCAGAAAAUGGCAGAAGGAGGUGGGAGAGAUUUUCACCCUCUACAUGGGAAGUAAGCUUGUAGUUGUUGUGAGUGGUUAUGAUCUGAUUAAGGAACUAUUCCUAAAGAGGGCACAUUUGUUCUCAGAUCGUCCUCAAGUUGCAUUUGAUAUGGUUAAUAAAUUUCCUCAAAGUGGAUUAGCGUUCUCAAAUGGCCACAAGUGGAAGGAGCAGAGAACCCUCUCCUUAAAAAUUCUGAGAGAUUUCGGCAUGGGUAAAAAUGUAAUGGCUGAAAAAAUUCAGGAAGAAGUUGCUCAUUUCCUUGACCUGUUGGCUAAGCUUGAAGGUCAACCGUCAGACAUACGAGUAGCCACCAACAUCAGCACCUGUAACGUCAUCAGCUCUAUCGUGUUGGGUCACAGGUUCGAAUACCAUGACCAGCGGCUCCAGGAUCUGAUUGUCCGUAUCACUGCUCUGCUCUCAGACACACAAUUUAACGGAAUCGUUAAUUUUAUUCCUUAUGUUCGGUUUAUUCCCGGUGAUUUCUUCCACAUUAAAAAAAUCAAGAAAACGACGGAUGAUAUUUUGGAUUUUUUAAAUACUUUCGUUCAAAAGAAAGGAGUCGAUGAAUACGAUGAGAACCAUUCAGACAAUUUAAUAACAGCGUACAUUUCAGAACUUAACUCAAAACAAAGUACUAGCCAGCAGACAACGUUAAGUAAAAACGAACUUUUAAAAUCUCUGUUUGAUUUGUUUAUUGGUGGGACGGAGACGACAAGCACUACCAUCACGUGGUGUCUCUUAUAUGUCGUGAACAAUCCGGAUGUCCAGAAGAAAAUUUAUGAUGAGCUGAAGGAACAGGUAGGGACCAACAGAACACCUUGUAUACAAGAUAAGCCAAAGCUGAUAUAUCUGAAUGCAGUCAUUAAGGAAACACAAAGAGUCGCUAGCAUUAUACCACACUCUGUAACCCACACGUGCACAGAAGACGCCGAAGUCAGAGGCUACACCAUCCCUAAAGGAACCUACAUCUCACCCAACCUGGACUCUGUCUUACACGAUCCUAAAAUAUGGGGCGAUGACGUCAUGGAGUUUAAACCUGAAAGAUUUAUAGACCAAGACGGGAAGUUAAAAACUCCUGAAGAGUUCAUCCCCUUCUCGAUAGGUCGUCGUGUCUGUUUGGGCGAGUCCCUGGCUGUCAUGGAGUUGUUCCUGUACCUCUCAUCAAUCUUCCACAGAUUUGAGAUUCUGCCAGCAACUCCAGGCUCUCCCCCUCCUAUAGAUUACAAAUUCGGUAUUGUUGCAUCGCCAGCCCCUUACCAACUUAGAUUCUUACUAAGGGGUGUGAACGGCUUUGCUUUGAAAAUCUAA
Messenger RNA from Physella acuta, 1532 nucleotides. RefSeq names its product cytochrome P450 2B1-like. Lineage: Eukaryota; Metazoa; Mollusca; Gastropoda; Physidae. The record is from RefSeq and is a predicted model, not a curated record. Gene Ontology annotation, cellular component: cytoplasm; intracellular membrane-bounded organelle. Gene Ontology annotation, molecular function: iron ion binding; heme binding; oxidoreductase activity, acting on paired donors, with incorporation or reduction of molecular oxygen, reduced flavin or flavoprotein as one donor, and incorporation of one atom of oxygen. Gene Ontology annotation, biological process: xenobiotic metabolic process.